Molecule: messenger RNA, 1738 nt
Organism: Daucus carota subsp. sativus
Lineage: Eukaryota; Viridiplantae; Streptophyta; Magnoliopsida; Apiales; Apiaceae
Exons: 7
Coding region: 494-1213 (239 amino acids)
Source: RefSeq, a predicted model, not a curated record
ACGCUAUGCAGCUCUUGCAAACCUCAAAACAGGAGUUGAUAACUACAAGAUAAAAGUUCGAGUCAUACGCAAAUGGAGAGGAGCGACGAAAACUGGAGAAGAAUUCAAAAACUUCAACAUCCUGCUGCUAGACAACAAGGUUAGUACAAUCAAACUGCAAUUAAAAUUGUAUGAUUUAACAAAUGAAGUUGUGCUCUAAGUACCACAACAGAUUACUACUAAAUUGCAUAUUUUGCAGAACAAUACAAUACAUGCUUUCGUACCAACAACCUGUGCCUAUGACUUGGAAAGGCAGAUCAUAGUUGGAAGCAUCAAUAUUAUUACAGGUUUUAUUGUACAGGACUACAAAAAAACAGACAAGUUUAGGGUUGUGCGGAGGGAUAAUCAGCUUAUUUUCACAACAGACACAAAGAUCCAGCAAAUCGAAGAAACUGCAGCACAAAUUGCAACUGAGAUCUUUGACUUUUAUGAUCUCAGUGAACUUAAGAACUACAUGACUGAAACAACUUAUGUCAUUGAUGUUGUCGGUGUUAUUAAGGAUCAUAAGAUUCUUCUUGAACAAAUUACAAAUAGGCAUGGAAUUCAACAGGAACAAGCUAAGUUUGUUAUAUCUGAUGGAAGAACAAAUGUGAAUGUAACUUUUUGGGAUAAAUAUGCACAAGUUUUUGUGGAAGCUAUUUGGAAAAAAAUGGAGACUCCAGUCAUUAUUAUUCUUGCAGGAUGCAGAGUGCAAAUGUGGAGCAAUGCUCCAAAUGUCACACAUGUUGCACCAACAACAUUCUACUUAAAUCUUAACCAUCACAGUGUCAACCAGCUGAGGAGGAUGUUAGCUAUACCUGAUUUCUCAAAGAAAGUAAUGGCAAUGGAGAAGAAGAAGAAAGCUGAGCUGCUUACUGUUGAAGCCAUAAAAUCAUUGGACAAAGAUUCUGUUGAGGCAGAAGUUCUGGCACAUGUAACCAUCAUGCACGUCGACGACCAACAGAAAUGGUUUUUCAAAAUUUGCACAUCAUGCGAUUUUGAAGUCGAUUUUGUCAAUGAAUUCUACAGUUGCGCAAGAUGCCAAAGAAUUGUACCAUAUCCAGAAAUAAGAUUUAGAUUGGUUGUCAUUGCUUUGGAUGCUACCGGUUCACUUCAAAUCUUAUUGGAAGACAGAGAGGUUAGAAGUUUGCUUGGGAAAAGAGCAAGGCAGUUAAUUCCACAGGUAAAAAUUUAAUUGGUUGUGACGAAAAUAAUUAAAAUCAGAAUUUGUUUCAAUUCUAAUAUUACCACAGGAAGCAACUGAAGAGUACUUCCCAGAAAGUUUCAAAAUGCUUGCAACACAAACAUUUACAAUCAAAAUGGAGAUCCAUGCAGCAAAUGUUUUGAAACAAUCAAAUCUCUACUGGGCUACAAAUAUAUGCCAUGGAUUCAAGUUGGAGGAGAUGGACACAGAAAUGGAACAACAACCACAAAGCCAAAGCAUCAACACACAAGCCACUACAUCAACAGCACAUCUACCAGGAAUGUCUGACCUGAACUGCAAUUCAUCAGCAGUAACCAAUUAGGCUUCAAGCUUAAAAAAUUUUCAUUCUCGGAAUAUGUAAUGCAUAAACUAUGACAAUAUUCGAACUUUUUCUCUGUAACUCAUGUAGUCGACUAAGUAUGCAUCACAAUAUCUAAUCGUCUUAAAUUCAUUUUGUCUAUGGCAAAUCUUAUUAACUCCAAAACCCAAGCAACGCGGGCACAAAUACUAGUUAUG